Messenger RNA from Candidozyma duobushaemuli, 1419 nucleotides. It is a transcript of the gene OSM1, whose product is annotated as Osm1p. The record is from RefSeq and is a predicted model, not a curated record. The transcript has a single exon. Gene Ontology annotation, molecular function: oxidoreductase activity; FMN binding. The coding region runs from base 1 to 1419 and encodes 472 amino acids. NCBI's taxonomy places the organism in Eukaryota, Fungi, Ascomycota, Pichiomycetes, Serinales, Metschnikowiaceae.
AUGUCCAUGGUGACGGUUUCCAUGAGACACUAUGACGCUGUGGUGGUGGGGUCCGGUUUGGCUGGCCUUACUGCUACUCUUUCUUUGGCCCAGAAGGGCAUGAAGGUGGCGCUUCUUGAAAAAACUGACAAAUUGGGCGGAAACUCCAUCAAGGCCUCUUCAGGCAUCAAUGGCGCCCAAACACGGUUCCAGGAACCAGGCGACCUGGUAUCGCUUUUUGCUCAAGAUACCAUCAAGUCUGGCAAGGGCCUUUCCAAUCCUCAAUUGGUUGAUGUGCUUUCGGAAAACUCAGCAGACGCCAUCCACUGGCUUUCUGACGAAUGUGGCGUUGAUUUGAGCGAUGUGGCGAUGUUGGGUGGUCACUCUUUUGCUCGUACUCACAGAGGUAAAGGACCGCUUCCGCCUGGAUUUGCCAUUGUUUCGGCGUUGAUCAAGAAAACCGAGGCGGCGAAGAAUGUGGAUGUUUUGAAACUGACCACGCUUCGGAGCUUCAGAAUCCACUCGGAUCUUGUGGCUGAUGGCGUGGAAGUGGAAGAUCCAGACCACAAGUUCACGCUUCUUUCGAAAAACAUUGUCCUAGCCACCGGCGGCUUUUCUGCUGAUUUUUCGUCCUCCAGUCUUCUCCAGCGGUACCGGCCCGAUUUGGUACAUCUUCCGCUGACAAAUGGCCAACAGACCACUGGAGAUGGCCAGAAACUCGCUGAAAAGCAGCUCAAUGCCAGACUUAUAGACAUGGACGCCGUUCAGGUGCACCCUACUGGAUUUAUCCAAUUGAAGGACGAUCUGACCGUCGGCAGCAAAUGGAAGUUUUUGUGUGGAGAGUUGAUCCGAGGCAUUGGAGGUGUGCUUCUUUCACCCAAUACUGGUGCCCGUUUUGUGAAUGAGCUUACUACGAGAGAUAACGUUACUCAUGGAGUUUUUGAGAGUUGUCAGAGCGACAGUAACAUUGCGUUUUGUGUUGUUGCAGUCAGCGAAGAGGAUUACCUCAAGGCUAAACCACACAUUGAUUUCUACAUUUCUCAGAGCCUUAUGUUCAAAGGAAGUGCUGAAGACGUUGCAAGCAGAGCAAAGCAGAUCUCUUCUAAACCUAUAGAUCCAGAGAAAUUGGCAGGCGGCCUUAAAGAGUAUAAUCUGGCAAUUGGAAACGACAAGCUUGGAAGAACCAACUUUGGCAAUCCAUUUGGCGAAAACUUCUACUACGGCUUCGUUACACCGGUUCUUCAUUUCACUAUGGGCGGAGUGGCCAUCAACGACCAAGCUCAGGUGAUCACCGAUUCAGGCGAGCCUAUGCAAAAUGUCUAUGCUAUUGGAGAGGUUAGUGGGGGUGUGCACGGCGCCAACAGGCUUGGAGGCAGCUCGUUGCUUGAGUGUGUGGUUUUUGGACGUAAAGUGGCCGAGAAGCUCGGCCCCAAUUUGUAA